AGCAUGCUACAGUCUAUGUAGCGACACGGCGGUACUGCUAUUCUGCUUCUAACCCGGGAGUAUGCACUCUAGCUAGGGGAAGGGAAUAUAUCUUAAUUUUGGUGCUUGAGGGGCAAUAGAAGCCGCAUCUGCAGCAAGCUCAACUCUUCAAGACAGAUCGAUGACGAGGAUAAAUAGAAAAAGAAACUGAUAAAUACUAAGGUGACGAAGCCAACGUGAUGAAGGCGUGUGUGGUGAUGAUCUUAGCCGCAAAUGCUCUGUUGUUGUUAACAGAGAGCAAGAGCGUAAGUCAGCCCAGUAAAGUCAAGCGAACUAAGCGAUCGUGGGAGGACCCCUUCGAAACAGAGAAAAAAUCCUCGUGGGGUGACCCAUUCAGAACUGAGAAGAGAGACGAAUUACUUAACGCGUUAAAUGGUUUGGAGAGGGCAAGGCGGCGAUUUGAACCUGAGCCUGGAAACCAGUACUUGAAUCCGAUGGCGUAUUUGUUUGAUGGAAGCCUAACUGGCGAGGAAGAAUACAAUAAGCCGUCCUAUAACCAGGGCAGCGAUGCCGGCAGAGAGGAGGAAGACAGUGAUGAUGAUGAGUUCAACAUGCCUAAAAAAUCAGAGUACGCCCCGUACCGUACGUACCCAAGACCAGCUGACAUGACCGAGCUAGAAAAUAUCUUAGCGUCGCCUUCCAAAGCGAAAGCGAAACGACCGGAUUGGGGUAGCAGUGAGGAAUCAGAUUUAGAUGAUAAUUACCUGCCCGAAGAAGAUUUCGGUGAGGCAAAGGAGAGUUCUGAAGAGGUUAACCCGGCACGAGCGGAGUUUUCUCGCGAGCAGCUUGAGUCACUACUGCAGAAGGCGGAGGAGUAUGAGAAGGUUGCUGAAGAGAAGGAGAAACCGCACAGUACAGUGGAGCCUGUCUCUAAUGAGGAGUUGCAGAACGUUCUCUCCGGAGACGAGGACCAGGAGGAGUCGGUCGCCAAGGAAGAGGUAGAGGAUGAGAGAGAAUUCGAUGAAGGUGGAAAUGACAACGAUUUUGGUAAGUUUUCUCCACAGAUGGCCGAACUAAACAAAGAGUGGUUGAUUAAUCAAUACUUGAAAGCAGCCGGAGAAGAAGUGACUAAGAAACAUAAGAGAGUAGCAAAACGACCAGUGGAGGAUUUCGCGGAAGAGGAGGGAGAUGUCCCUCCCGUUGACGCCGAGGAGGAGGAAGAAGAGGAAUUGGAGGAAGAGGCAGCCGCGCAAGAGGCAAAGUACACCAAAAAAGAUUUAGAAAAAUUAGUAGAGGAAUAUGCAAUAGAAAAUAAGCUGAUUAGUAAAGAAAAUGAAUAUUUGGCCACAGCGCUGAACGCGGCGACACUCGGGCAGAUAGAAAAGUCGGAUAAGUACUUAGGAGAGCAAUUCAAGGCUUUACAGAGCGCUGUGAAGGUGGAGGAGACACUACAGGACAUCACCAAAGCUGAGGAGGAGGCGGAGGAGGAGUGGGGCCCCGUGGUGGAGGACAAACGCGUUAGCCAAAAAGAUGAUAGAGUGGAGAGUUUUGAUGAUGUGCCAGACAUGCCCAUGUCCGAGUUGGAGGAUGUCUCGGCAAAGGGGGAGAAGGGUCAAUGGUUUGAUGGGCCACUACCUGAGGGAUAUGACCUCGUGGAUGAAGAUAGUCCAGAAUAUACGCAGCUGAAUCCCUUUUUACGAAAAAUGAUAAAGAUCUACGGUCCUGAGAAGGCGAGGGAGAUAUUAUCAAAGCGAAGUGGUGAGCCUAUUCAGGUCGAGGAGGAGGAUGAGGAUGUUCCCAGUGAUGCCGAGAUCGAGGAGGCCAUCGCGCAGACCGUGAGAGAGAAGGACGAGGAGGAGGAAGAACAGCGGGCUGAAGAGAACGAAAUCGCUUCCACCCUUGAAGGGUUAAUAGCCAAUAUGGCGCCAGAACAGAAGGUGCAUCUUAAAGAACAAAUAGCUGAUAUAGUUGGUGACCCCAAAGACGUUUGUCCCGCCGUGGAGACGUUAGCCGAUGGCUGUAAAAAUCUCAUGAAUCUAUACGCGGUUGACUUAGAUGAAGAAGCACAGGGUGUAUGUACGAGGCACAAAGUUUGCUAUGCAUGUGGUUCAAGCAUCGACAGCAAACGCCUGUCCCGAGACAAUUGUGAUAACCUAUUCCGCCGCGAGGCGGAGCAACGGUGCCGUGGCGAGGAGACGUGUGAAGAGGGCGCGUUAGGUCUCUUCUCUCUGAUGGCCCGUGAACACAGCUACAUCGACGAUCCAUCGGAAACGACAUCGGAGAUCUGCAACCGAAAAUGUGUCGCAAAAUAUAUAUUAGGUCUGGACUAGGUACUCCAUUGUAGAGGAUAUGACAUCAUUGAAUUCGAGAGUUAACUUCAUAAGAAACCUCCACGCAUUGUCUUUAAUAAACCUGGCUAAUUGGAGACAUUUCAUAGACUGGUAGAAUAAAGCUGGCAUCUUAUUGGAGAUCACAUCAUCUCGAUCAAGUAGCAAGCUCUAACUACGAGGCACGGAUAAAAUGAUACAGCUUUCUGAAACGGAAUGUGACCUCAUGGAAUUGAGUGAUGUCAUAGACAUACACAGGAGUCACGUGAUGAUAAGUAAACAAUACUGACUGUGCCUAUUUUCUUAGGAACGCUAUUCCUUGUCCUCCAAGUUGGGACGUGCAAUAGUUUUGUGAUAAUCUUAGUUAAUUAAUCUAGUCACAAAAAGAUACUUCUAGUGUAUAUCUUAACAUAUCAGGCGUCCUAGCACUCUGUAGAAGGGUUAGCUCCCACUCAAUGGCUGCCGCCAUGUUCACUCGCCUUUCUCGUGUAGAAUUCUUUCAGAUCGAGAAGAAGCGUAGGUAAAUCCUCGUUGUGUUUAAUCCUAUCUAAUGAAAAUUCCUGAAAUCGGCCAUCCUGAAGAUCGCAGACAUUACUGUCAGGCCCCUUCCUAUCAGGAACGGUUUUUAUUGAUCGUCUUCAGAAGCCAUUGGGCCUCCUUAGAUGCAGACGGACAGGAGAUUUCCAUUUCUUUCGGCAUGCCUGUGCUGCUAUCUGGCGAGAACUUAGAAUAGCAAUAGCGUAGCCGAAAAACCUCUAUAAGAAAUCAACGCGGCUUACUUACGCUCAGUCUUGAAAAUCCGUUUAGCAAAGCUAUGUGCAUUUCCUUUUUGCUUGUGUAAGAGUGUGCCCGUAGUAUAUUUCUAGAAAUGUCAAUAUAGUCGUUUUGUGGGGAACAAGUUCACUAUACCGGUAUGAUAAGAAAAUGUGCUUUUCAACUUUAUUUUCUGGAUAAAAAUAUGUGCAGAUCAUUCGAAUCGGGAGUAGUAGAGAACUGUUCGCGAUUCACGCCAAAGGAAAGGCAUUGUACGUGUUUAUGGCAACAGUUAAACGAGUUCUUGAGCCUUUUACUCUGUCGAAUUGUAAAAUGCGCUAUGUGGUUAUAGGGCUUAUAUCCGGCUUAUUUUUCGUGAUCAUUAUUGUGUAUAUGGAUGAAAAGGCGAGCGUCACACUGGUGCAUGUUGCGAUGUUAUGGCUAGUCAGUCAACUGGUCAGUAAACUGGUAGGUGUCUUAAACUGCUGCUAUGACUUCAUUUUGCUACAACCGGGACCCUCUAAAUCGCCAAAAUUUAGCACCUCAUUAUUUUGGUGCAUGCGCAAAAAUUUAAAAAAAAUCAAUUUCGCGAUUGCAAAUUUCUUUUGGUUUUUCAAUUGAAAAAAAAGGUUUUCCUCAUUUUUAUUUUCGCGAAUUUAGAUUAUUCGGGAAAUCUGCGAAUAUAAACAGCCGUGACAAUUUAGUAGUUUACAGUUUUGCUUCCUCCUGAGGUGCAUAAAUGUGUCUGGAACAGUAGAAGUUGGCCUUUAAUUCGAUUGUCAAUAAUUAAGUAUGUGAAUGGCAUAUUUAGUUGAAGCCUCAGUUUUUGAAGUUCAGAAUAUUUGAUUAUAGUUUAAUUUUCUUCUUCUAGUUUAACAGAGAAAUUUCUACAGAAUGUAUCUUACAUCAUGACAAGAAGCACCCAAGUCAAACGGGGACAAUGGAUAAAAAUUGAACAAUGUUUUAUGGUAUGUAAAGCAGUCCAAACACUGUUAACCAAGUUCAGCCAGAGAAAUAGUGCCAUUGAAGUCGCUCUGUCAAACCAGAGGAAGUCAACAAACCGCUGAUAAAAUCAGUUUUAAUGAUGUAAUAAGUUAACAUAAAAGUGUGAACAUGCGGCAACCAGCGAGAUUUAAUCUAUUUUUGUUACAUUUAGUCAAGUUAGUCGAACCAAGGAGGUAAAAUGGCAGAAAUAUGUAAAUAUAUCGCGCGGGAUAUUCGGCCUGGUUGCCAUAGUGACACUUGUUUGUGAAACAUGUCGGUAAACACCAUGGUGUACGUUCCGCUGAUUGGUCGUUUAAUGCCUUGUUCAACGUUGUGUUCAAAGUUUAUCAAUGUCUGAUUAUUUCUCCUAAACAAACGUGUAUCGACAACAUUAUCUUCUUCUCCAAUAUGGUCAAUAUUCGUGUUUGUUGCAAGAUGCUAUUAACUCAUUUUGAGAAAGCAGAAAAGCACGGUUCCCAAAAAACAACACACACCCACACACGCACACACACAACUCUCACAAUGAAACAGCACAUGUGCAAUGUACAUUGUGAAUUCGACAUGUUGUGUUUUUUAAGUCCAAAGACGUCGUUUAAAGCAGUUUGUAACGAAAGCUUCAUCUCGCUGACCAACCAGCAUCUUUCUUUGAUAGUUCAGAUAGAAGAAACAACUUUAUAGAGAAUCGAAGCACUCAACUCGACGUUGAAAGGCCAGCCUGAUUGAACAGGAUUCUGGGAAGUUGAUUCGCCAGGCUUCGUUUUCAAGAGUAAAAUGAUCAGAUAUUUUGAAUAUAAGUAUGAGUAAAGUCGCUUGUUGGAGACUGUCUACCAGACAGAGUUCUGGAGCUGCAGCCAGAAGAUGUAGUGGCCAGACAGUCACUUUUUACUUAUCAAAGUGUUGUUGUCAGUGUUUAGUUAGAACGCAUUUAGAUUUGUUAGCAGAUUAUCGGUGUGCAUAAAGUAUGGAUUAUUUAGUAAAAAGGGUUCGUUAAUUCAAAAAUAUAGUUCGCGUGAAGACCAAAUAUCAAGCCAACAAAUCGAAUUCACCUUUUUUUACAUUUGCAUGAUGUCCAUGACGACAUCGUUAUAGUUAUACGCUGUUAACAGACAUAGCCCGACCGCUUUUUGGGUUAAUAUGAGCCAGCAGCCCGAUAGACAAUGCUUAUGUCUGGUUGCUAUCUUGGGUUAAUAUGAGCCAGCAGCCCGGUAGACAAUGCUUUUGUCUGGUUGCUAUCUUGGGUUAAUAUGAGCCAGCAGCCCGAUAGACAAUGCUUAUGUCUGGUUGCUAUCUUGGGUUAAUAUGAGCCAGCAGACCGGUAGACAAUGCUUUUGUCUGGUUGCUAUCUUGGGUUAAUAUGAGCCAGCAGCCCGGUAGACAAUGCUUAUGUCUGGUUGCUAUCUUGGGUUAAUAUGAGCCAGCAGCCCGGUAGACAAUGCUUAUGUCUGGUUGCUAUCUUGGGUUAAUAUGAGCCAGCAGCCCGAUAGACAAUGCUUAUGUCUGGUUGCUAUCUUGGGUUAAUAUGAGCCAGCAGCCCGGUAGACAAUGCUUUUGUCUGGUUGCUAUCUUGGGUUAAUAUGAGCCAGCAGCCCGGUAGACAAUGCUUAUGUCUGGUUGCUAUCUUGCAUGAACGCGGUAGCUGCGGUGGAGUAAUAAAUUCAUUAUCCAAAUUUAAUAAAACGAUAAAAACUUAGCAAAAUGAGCUGUCACCACGGUUGGCAUGACAAUUCGUGUUUGUAUCACGUGACUUAAUCACCAAGAUGGCGUCUCCGGCCAUGGUGUCUGUUGUGUUGUGCUAGUCCUGGUAUAUAUAACGAACAUAUACACCUCAGACGAUUCGUGUGCGCUUUAGUAAACAUAGUAUUCUAGAAAGAGCACAAAAUCUCAGUCUACCAGUACCGGGCCACGUUAAGCUUUAAAUAAUGUGCGUUAGUGUUAGUGUCGUUAGGUAUCAACGCAGUUGUUUUUCUGUAUUCCUCAGUAGGCCUAUAACGGAAAAGAAUUCCUAUUGGCAAAGACUCUUCUCAUAUUACUAGUGUUCCCAGGAAGAAAAAUUCUCUUGAAGAUUCUUCUAAUUGAGAUUCUUUGUCAAUUUCAUAUCUCUUUCAGUUUCGUAUACAUCAAGCAUUGGAUUCAUGUACAUGUACAUUCUUAGCAUGAUUCUUGUUAAUAUCUAAGAUCACAAUCCAAAUAAAAAUCCAUAUUAGAUUCUCACAAAAUUCUUAGUUAAGAUCUUACUCAGAUUCGUGCAGAUGGACAUGUUGAUUCGUUAUAGUUAUACGAAGGUACCCGUAAGAUUUCUAGCGAGGAAGUUAACUAAGAAUCUUACACCGCUUGUGAAUAAUGUACAUGUGCAUGGGUACAAACUUAAACAUAAGAAUAGAAAUAAAGCCAAUGUUUCAAGUAAACAACAAGGUAAAAAAUCCCGAUAAAUUUUUAUACAAUUACAAUGCAUCGUACAUGUGUAAGCUUACAUGUACAUUUCUGUAGACGAUUCUUUUAAACAUUUUUACGGAGUUAAGCGCUCAAUAACGAAUCUUACAGGAAUCAUGCAGUGAUUGUCCAUGUACAUGCGUAUGAAACUAAGUGUUUAGAUCUUAACUAAGAAUCUUAUAAGAACGUCUUAGGGAUUUCCUGGGUAAGGACCCCAUUGUGACGCACUACCGCAUUCCUCCUUGGGUCCAGAUUAGAGUAACAAUAUGACGUGUACCUUGCUGUUACAUGCUUCAUCACUUGUGUUGGCUGCUUACUGAGUCUAUCGUUUAUCUUAAUGUUUCAAUAAAUAUAUAUUCCAACCA
This is a messenger RNA of Lineus longissimus, 6838 nucleotides long. RefSeq names its product glutamic acid-rich protein-like. The coding region runs from base 219 to 2309 and encodes 696 amino acids. Gene Ontology annotation, molecular function: A2-type glycerophospholipase activity. NCBI's taxonomy places the organism in Eukaryota, Metazoa, Nemertea, Pilidiophora, Heteronemertea, Lineidae. The record is from RefSeq and is a predicted model, not a curated record. Gene Ontology annotation, biological process: arachidonate secretion; phospholipid metabolic process. The transcript has 7 exons.